Molecule: messenger RNA, 2990 nt
Organism: Salpingoeca rosetta
Lineage: Eukaryota; Choanoflagellata; Craspedida; Salpingoecidae
Exons: 16
Coding region: 802-2757 (651 amino acids)
Biological process (GO): signal transduction
Molecular function (GO): protein binding; 3',5'-cyclic-nucleotide phosphodiesterase activity
Source: RefSeq, a predicted model, not a curated record
UUGACUUUUUUGCUUCGCUUCCUUUUUCAUCAUCGCAUCUCGCUUCCUGGACCCAGCCACGGAAGCCAGACCCCUCCCCCCAACCAACCAACCAAAGCGCCGGUAAGAUAAUACAGAAGUCCUCUUGGUUGCCCGCACACGCGACAACGCCAACGCCAACAACGCCAACCGCCAGCCACAUCACCGCCAUCCAUUCUUGACAACCAAUUUGUGUGCGUCUUUGCUUUGACAAUCGCCACGCGUUUCCCCCCCCCGCCUCCUCACUCGCUCCCUUUGCUUCUUGUGGCGUUUCUCCCUUCUCCCAUCGCUUGCUUCCCACUUUCUCUUUUGUUUCCCACUUCUUGCUUGCUUCCGUGCACCUCCAUAUCACCACCACAUCACAUACCUCUCGGUUGCACUAACUCCACGACUCAUCCUUGCUUGUGCACACCUAUGCCGUAACCGUUGAUCCCGCGUGCUCGAUUUCUCCUUCUUUGUCUACCCCUCACUCACGCACACGCACACACACACCCUCUCUCUCUCACUCACUCACGCACACACUCACUCGCCUACACCGUCUGCCGGACCACAUUCGCUCUCCUUCAUCAUACGCUUGCCGUUUGCAUUCUCUCCGAACGCUUCCCUUUCUUUGACCGUUCAUUUUCUAUCUCCAACCAACCAACCCACCAACCAAUCGCGCGCCCUCACGUCAACUGCACGUCCUCAUUCGUCCUCCUUCAUCCCUCUUCUCCGUCCAUACCAACUCCACCGCCGCGACCGACCGCCACCAUCGCCUCCCACCCGCCAACCGCCAACACCGCCAUGCUUCGAACGCAAGACACCCCCGCCGCGCUGUCACCACAGCAAGAAGCAUCCCACGCAAAGCCUGCCCAGGACACCAGUUCACCACCGCCCGACCCUGCCAACAGGAAGAACAUGCUGCGCCGCCGCGCCUCGCUCGCCAGCCAGCGCAUGCAGAGCCUCGAGGUUCCAUUCAAGAGCAUGGAAGACCUUGACAUCACCCACAAGUCCGCAGACGAGCUCAAGCAAUGGAUGCAAAAGGACCCCACCACCGUCGCCGAGGCGCUGAGGGAGCUGGCCCUGGCGCAGAAGUUCUCGACUGUCAUGCUGGACAUCAGCGCUGCGCUCAUGGAGACAACUGACACGAAGGAGGUUGUGGAAACCAUCCUGCAGCACGCUGCUGAACUCGUCCACUGCGACAGAUGCUCCCUCUUCCUCUACGACAAGGAGACCAAUGAGCUCUCCAGCCAGGCCUUCGACGUGUCGGAGGAAGGCUGUGUCGGGGACAGCGACGACAACCAGUUUUCGUUCCCGGCCACAACGGGCAUUGCAGGGCACGUGGCCACCACUGGCGAGACGCUCAACAUCCACGAUGCGUAUGCUGACGACCGCUUCAACCGCGCCAUCGACGACAAGACAGGCUUCAAGACCCGCAACAUCCUCUGCACGCCCAUCUUCGACAACAACGACGAGGUGAUUGCUGUCACGCAGCUCAUCAACAAGCACGGUGACGGGCCUUUCACGGAGCGCGACGUCAAGAGCCUCAACGUGUUUGCCGGCUACUGCGGCCUUGCGCUGCACAAUGCGCAGCUGCACGACCAAGUGCGGCGUGACGCCCGCCGCCACCAGGUUGCCCUGGAGAUGCUGUCCUACCACACCCGCGCGCACCCGCAGGAGGUUGAGAAGCUCUCCACCACCGAGCCCCCGCAGGAGCUGUGCACGCGCCUGCGCUCCAUCACGUUUGACCCGCUGUCGAUUGACAUUGACGACACGCUGCUCGCUGCGCGGGCAAUGUUCACGGACAGCGGCUUUGCUCGCAAGCUGCGCAUGCGGCCCGACGACCUCUCCUCCUGGCUCAUCUGUGUCAAGCGCUCCUACCGCGACGUCAGGUACCACAACUGGAAGCAUGCCUUCAACGUGGGCCAGUUUGUCUAUGGUGCCCUCAUGAGCUCUGAGAUGGGGACGUACUUCUCUGAUCUCGAGAAGGCGGGCAUCCUCAUUGCCGCGCUCUCCCACGACCUCGACCACCGUGGCACGAACAACACAUUCGAGAAGAAGUACAGCACCCCUCUUGGCGACCUGUACUCGACGUCGACGCUCGAGCACCACCACUUUGACCGCGCGGUGACGAUCCUCAGCACAGAGGGCCAGAACAUCCUCGCUGCCCUGCCAUCCAAGCAGUACGAACAGGCGAUCAAGCAGAUUGAAUCUGCCAUCCUUGCAACCGACCUUGGCCGCCACUUUAGCAUUCGCAAGGAGUACAAGGCGCUUGUUGACGACAAGACCUUCGACAAGGCAAAACGCGAGCACUUGGACAUUCUGCGGUCGAUCAUCAUGACGGCUGGCGACCUCUCUGCUGUCACGAAGCCGUUCCCUGCGCAGCGCCGCGUCGCCGAGCUCGUCUACAGCGAGUUCUUUGAUCAGGGCGAUCUGGAGCGGGCGCUUGGCGCCAAGACAGACGACCUGCAGGACCUCAUGAACCGCCAGAAAGUCAGCGAGCUGCCAAAGAUGCAGGUUGGCUUCAUUGACUUUGUGGCCAAGCCCGUGUACGAUUCACUUGGCGACCACUUUGAAGACCUCAAGGUGCUGCGCGCUGAGGUUGAGCGCAACCGCCGCGACUGGGAGGCCAUGCGCGAUAAGGGCCCGUACCAGUUCAUCACCCCGAUUGACGUGCUCACGGCCAAGACCAAGUCUGAUGUCGUUGGGGAGCUGGCGAAGCGUGCUGAGGAGCGUGCUGAGGGCGAGGCCUCCCAGUAGCGGGACGAAUCGCGUCGUUGGCACAACCCCUGUGCACGCAUACACACACCCACACCCAUACACAAGCACACGCAUGCAUGCAUGUUUCCCAUUCAUCUUUGCCCCUUCACUUGCUUGUUUGUUGCUUUCUGCUGUUGUUGUUUGUUGUCAGUGCUUCAGCACCACCACCACCACGCAUUGAAGAAAUUUGACCACACCUUCCAUAAACAUUCGUCACGCACCACAAAAGACAA